Messenger RNA from Nematostella vectensis (starlet sea anemone), 971 nucleotides. Its product is annotated as sodium channel modifier 1. Gene Ontology annotation, cellular component: nucleus. Gene Ontology annotation, biological process: RNA splicing. The record is from RefSeq and is a predicted model, not a curated record. The transcript has 4 exons. NCBI's taxonomy places the organism in Eukaryota, Metazoa, Cnidaria, Anthozoa, Actiniaria, Edwardsiidae. The coding region runs from base 30 to 836 and encodes 268 amino acids.
CCGCUGACCGCACAAACAGCGAAUCCAACAUGGCGUUCAAAAGAGUCGCGGAUGACUUCGACGACUUCAAAAUUCAAAAGAAAAGACGCGUCAACGACCUGCUGCUAGAUGAAAUUCCGAUCGAUGAGGCGAUUAUCACGAAGAACGGAAAGCUUGCAUGUCUUGUGUGUAACCACAGGCCUGUGUUUGAUACGUCAGCUGUGCUAAGUAUCCACAGACAGGGAAAGAAGCAUCUAGCAAAUGUGGCAAUUAAACUUGAGCGUGCCAAGCAAGAUGCUGAAUUGAAGCAGAAAAGAGAGCAUGAAUCCUAUCUAAAAAAUUCUGACAAAUCUGGUACAGAAACUGCUCCACUUUUAGGACUCACAAACAGGAACAAAAUAAUUGCCUUGAAAACCAGGACUUCAUCAUUGGUAGAAGUGGACACAACAAACCAGCAGAAAUAUAAAAACAUGCCUUUUUUCCAGCCACAGAUGCAGUUUAAGGAUUUUAAACCCUCUCUUCAUGUUACAAGUGAGGAUAACAAAAAUAGUAGUGACCAAACUACAACAACAGAGCAAUCGUGCUCAUCCAGUAAAAAUACUGUGCAAGUAAAAAGUGUGGAUACCUUGGAUAAUAAUCUAUCGCAAAACAGAGUACAUUCUCAAGGUUCACAACUAUUGAACACUGGUGCUUUAAGCUCGCCAUGUGCCAGCCCUAGCAAGAAGCUGAGAGCUGAGUAUCUUGUGCGCAUGCGUCAGCAGGGAUGGAUUAUGGGUAAUGAUGGAAAGUGGCGGCGGGACCAGGACGCUGAGUUUGACUCAGACGAGGAGGAACCACCCCAUCCACCAAAUGUCUAGUCAUCCUUCGUAUAACUUAUAAAUUUUAUACUACAAUGAGACCUCCAUAGAGACACCAAAAUGGACCCCAAAAUAUAUUUCCAUUAUAUCUUGCGAGAUAUGCCAAACAAAGACACUUGAGACACCCGUGUAUUA